AUGCGAUGCUACGAUCUCGAGGAGAACGAGCCUCUCGAUGGACAGCAAGCCGUCACUGUCAAGGAGCACGGCACCGGGCGCGUUCUGUGGACCAAGACUCGCGAGCUCGACGACGACGAGAUUGUGUCGACUGUCUUUGACUCGCUCCACCAGCCUCGUUGGCGCAUCCGCCGUCCGACGCGCGGCUGGUACCUCAUCCUGCAACGAGCGUCCUCGUCUCCCGACGGCGACGACCCGUACAUCGAGCUCGCGCCGGUCAAGACCAGGCGAGGCGCCGGUUCGGACGCUCUCGAGCUCGAGUUCCGCGUGCACGGCCAGGCGGGCUCGGCCGCGUCGGCGUCAAGUGCGGCAACGAGACCUCGAUCGCCUUCUGUCCGGCUCGACAUGGCGACCGACCUGCACGAUGCGCCUGCCUCGUCCGCCAUGGCCCCCUCCCUCUCGACCGCAUCCGCCGCUUCAGCCGCUUCCUCGGCCACGCCCCUCAACAACCCUUCCAGCUCGCCUACCGCGCACCGCCGCUCUCGAUCAUCGAUGUCGUCGCCAGUCAAGGCGGCCGGCCCGUCGCUCGCCGCGAGCGCGACCUACCGCCUGCGGCCGUCGUUCCCGCCCGGGUUCCACACGAGCGAGCAGAGCCGCUCGUCGCUGUUCGGCAAGCUCAAGAACUGGGUCGUCGAGCCGCCGAGGCGGUUCUGCUGCGUGCGAGUGGCGGCCGGCGGCGGGUCGGAGGAGGACGCGCUCGCCGCCGAGCCGGUCAUGGCGUUCUUCCACCCUCGCCUGCGCGGCACCCUCUCGCUCUCGCCCUCUCUCGUCGACUCGUCGGGCCUCGAGCCGAGCUUCUGGGCGGCGCUCGCGUGCGCCUACGUCGACGUGAUCGAGGAGCGGGACGGCUACGAGGCGGCGCAGGGCGGCGACUGA
This is a messenger RNA of Rhodotorula graminis WP1, 915 nucleotides long. RefSeq lists its product as uncharacterized. The record is from RefSeq and is a predicted model, not a curated record. The transcript is spliced from 5 exons. The coding region runs from base 1 to 915 and encodes 304 amino acids. NCBI's taxonomy places the organism in Eukaryota, Fungi, Basidiomycota, Microbotryomycetes, Sporidiobolales, Sporidiobolaceae.